CGCAAUGUGGAGAAGGUGUGGAAAGCCGAGCAGAAGCAUGAGGCCGAGCGGAAGAAGAUCGAGGAGCUGCAGCGGGAGCUGCAGGAGGAGCGAGCCCGCGAGGAGAUGCAGCGCUACGCCGAGGACAUGGGCACUGUCAGGAAGAGAGAAGAGAAGUUGGAGUGGAUGUACCAGGGUCCCGGAGGCAUGGUGAACAGAGAGGAAUACCUCAUGGGCCGCCCUGUGGACAAAUACAUCUUUGAGAAGGCAGAAGACAAGGACGCGGGUUGUUCCAGUGAGACGGGACUUCUCCCGGGCUCCAUUUUUGCCAAGUCUGGUGCCAAUUCCGUCCUGGAUAUGGCAAACAAAAUCCGGGAGGAUCCACUUUUCAUGAUAAGAAAGAGGGAGGAGGAAAAGAAGAGAGAAGUUUUGAAUAAUCCCGUUAAAAUGAAGAAAAUCAAAGAAUUGCUGCAAAACAGUUUAGAUAAAAAGGAGAAAAAGAAGAAGAAAGAGAAGAAGAAGAAGCACAAGAAACAUCGACGUCGGAGCUCUAGCAGCGAAAGCGACAGCAGUGAUGAGGAGCGAAGCAAAAAUAAGUCUCAGAAGAAGAUGAACAGCUCCUCCUGGAAACCUGCUCCUUCCAGAGUCCCCGGCUAUGGCUUACAGGUGAGAGGCUCUGACCAGAGCCACUGGUCUCGGAGCUCCCCGGCUGCCGGCCAGGAGAAGAUCACCCAAAAGCACCGGGAUCGCUCCAGGUCCAGGAGCCAGUCCCGCUCUCCUCAGAGACGCUCUAGCAAGAAGAAUUCGGAACAGCCUGGAUACAGGGAGUCAAGAUCUCCUUCUAGACACAGUAAACAACACAGCGAUCGGGAGGAGAAAGGGAGGGCUAGAAGCCCUUCUCCUAAAAAGAGCUAUCGCCGACAGCACGCGCCGGGUUACACGAGAAAGAUCUCUCCAGAGGAACUGGAGCGUAAACGCCAGGAAAUGAUGGAAAAUGCCAAGUGGCGGGAAGAGGAGAGAGCAAACAACCUCAGGAAACACCGAAAGGAGGAGGAGCUGGAGCGAGAGCUGCAGAAACUCGAUUCCCACGAUGGGAAGUUCUUCAACCGCUUAAAAUUAGAGAGCGCAUCAACUUCCAGCCUAGAAGAUCGGGUGAAACGCAAAAUCCACUCCCUUCAGAGAACUCCUGCUGCCUUGGAAAAAAACUUUAUGCAGAGAUGA
Messenger RNA from Apaloderma vittatum (bar-tailed trogon), 1200 nucleotides. It is a transcript of the gene CWC25, whose product is annotated as CWC25 spliceosome-associated protein homolog (S. cerevisiae). Gene Ontology annotation, biological process: mRNA splicing, via spliceosome. The record is from RefSeq and is a predicted model, not a curated record. Gene Ontology annotation, cellular component: U2-type spliceosomal complex. The transcript has 9 exons. The annotation marks the transcript as partial. NCBI's taxonomy places the organism in Eukaryota, Metazoa, Chordata, Aves, Trogoniformes, Trogonidae.